UGUGGCGACGAGGUUCGCCUUCGGAGAGUUUCCUGGAGCAGCUGUUCGGGGGGAGGGGGCAGGGAGGGCUGGCUCGCCGUCUUUCCUCCUUGCCAGCUCUUCGCACGGCCUUUAAAACUUUCAGCAACCUAGAUCAGGUGGCAGAAUAACUUCAAACAGCUGACCAUCAUGAAUGCAUUUAAAAAAGGCUGAAAAGAGUACCAGAAGGUGCUGGGGCUCAAACUUACCUUAGAAGAUACACCCUUUGAGCUGGAAGCUCUAAUUCCAGAAGUGUGGGGUUGUUGUCUUUGGCUAUUCAAUGACCAUGGGGAACUCAUAUGCAGGGCAACUGAAAUCUGCCCGUUUUGAAGAAGCCCUUCACAACUCAAUAGAGGCCUCUCUAAGGUGUAACAGUGUUGUUCCUCGGCCCAUUUUUUCACAACUCUACCUUGAUCCUGAACAGCCUUCCUUCUCACUGGAAGGUAACCAAGCAGAUGUAAAACCAAAAGUGGAAGAGCUAGACAAAGAAUUGAUGAAUCGUUACACCCAGAAUGGAAGUUUGGAUUUUUCCACUAGCCAAACUGUUAAUGAAAUGGAUGAAGAUGAGGAGGAUGAAGAUAUGUCUGAUUCCAGUAGCCCACCAAUCCCAUACGCACAAAAACCUGCCCCAGAAGGGUCUUGCACUACUGAUGGUUUUUGUCAAGCAGGCAAGGAUUUGCGGUUAGUAUCGCUGUGUAUGGAACAGAUUGAUAUCCCAGCAGGAUUCCUUUUGGUAGGAGCCAAAUCUCCAAAUCUUCCUGAGCAUAUUCUUGUAUGUGCUGUUGACAAGAGGUUUUUGCCAGAUGACCAUGGGAAAAAUGCACUUUUAGGUUUUUCUGGAAACUGUAUAGGCUGUGGAGAAAAAGGAUUUCGAUAUUUCACUGAAUUUUCAAACCACAUUAACCUGAAGCUUACCACUCAGCCAAAGAAGCAGAAGCACUUAAAGUACUACCUAGUAAGAAGCUCCCAAGGUGUGCUGUCAAAGGGACCUCUUAUAUGCUGGAAAGGUCCGUUCUCUCUCCGUGCCAGUGAUGCUACUAGUGGUAACAAUGGAGGACGAACUAGUGUCAUGAGUUCUACAAUCUCUCGGCCUAUUUCUCACUCAGUGUCUCCUGGGCCUAGCUGCAUGUCUGGGGAGCAAGCAUCCAUGACAAGUUCUGGGCCCCCAAAGAAACGACACCGGGGAUGGUCUCCUGGAUCACCAGUCCCUCCUCCUGGCUUAGUUGUGCCUGUUCCUGCUAUUCGGCCUCUUCCAAGAACAGACCCUGUUUUGUCAGUCCCAGUUCCUCAAUCAAUGUUAACUGGAAUUUUACAGCCGCAGCCAAUCCCUGCAGGGGAGACUGUAAUAGUUCCUGAAAAUCUGCUGAAUAACUCAGGAGUCAGACCAGUGAUUCUGAUAGGUUAUGGCACUUUACCAUAUUUCUAUGGGAAUGUUGGAGACAUUGUUGUAAGUCCUUUACUAGUGAAUUGCUACAAAAUUCCACAGCUGGAAAACAAGGAUUUGGAUCUUUUUGGUUUGACGGGAAGUCAGUUACUAAGUGUGGAGAACAUGAUUAUUUUAACAAUACAGUAUCUUGUCCGAUUAGGUCCUGAUAAGAUACCUCUUAGGGAAGAAUUUGAACAGAUUAUGUUGAAAGCUAUGCAGGAAUUCACUGUGAGAGAGCAGUCCUUACAAAUGAGUCCUCAGUGCAUCUCCUUGUCGCCAGCACAACUCCCAUGGCUUGCCAGGCUAAUUGCCAGUGUCUCCCAGGACAUGGUGCAUGUGGUGGUUACUCAGAAUUCACUCGCUGAAGGCAUUUCAGAAACAUUGCGAUCUCUGAGUGAAAUGAAACGCCAGCAGAGGCUUCCAGAUUAUGUUGUUACUAUCUGCACUUCAAAGAUCAGAGGGAACGAGUUCUGCGUAGUAGUGUUAGGUCAAUAUCAGUCUAGAGCGCUGGCUGAGAGCAUGCUUACUACCAGUGAGUUUUUAAAAGAGAUCAGCUAUGAGCUCAUUACAGGAAAAGUUAGUUUCCUGGCAUCACAUUUCAAAAACACAUCUUUGGGUGAUGAAUUGGAUAAGUUACUAGAGACCAUGCAACAGAGAAGAGGAGAUAAUGUUGUAAUUCCAUUCAAUGGAGAUGUUAAUGAAUGUAUUUCAUCUCAAGAAGCAGCUGCCAUGGUUUCCACUCAAGAACUGGAUUUGGACACUGAAACCUUCCAGAUUUAUCAACCACAGCUCACAGUUGCCAGAAAACUCUUGUCACAGGUCUGUGCUAUAGCAGACAGUGGCAACCAAAGCCUGGAUCUGGGCCACUUCAGUAAAGUGGAUUUUAUCAUUGUGGUCCCUCGUUCAGAGGUGCUGGUACAACAAACCAUUCAACGGAUUCGACAAUCAGGUGUUCUUGUAGACUUGGGCCUUGAAGAAAAUGGAGUAGCUUACCAAAGAGCUGAAAAAUAUGUUGUGCGUCUAGACAAUGAGAUUCAAACCAAGUUUGAAGUUUUCAUGAGGCGGGUGAAACAGAAUCCAUAUACUCUCUUUGUGCUUGUUCAUGACAAUGCUCAUGUGGAUUUAACAAGUGCAAUCUCAAGCUCUUUAUCCCAUGGAGAACCCAGCCAUGGACUUGCUGAUAGAGUAAUUAAUUGUAGAGAGGUCCUUGAAGCUUUCAACCUCCUUGUCCUUCAAGUGAGUUCUUUCCCAUAUGCUCUUCAGACUCUGCAGUCUAGAAUCAGCUCUUCCAAUGAGGUACACUGGAUACAGUUUAGCAACAUGGAGGACUUAAGCAGAGAUGAGAAACUGUAUUUUGGCUUGAAUGAAUAUGGCAAAUCUCUGCAGUGGGGAAUCACAAGCCCUCUUCUGAGAUGUGAUGAAACCUUUGAAAAAAUGGUGCAUACGCUCUUAGAAAGGUACCCCAGACUGCACAGCAUGGUGAUUCGCUGCUAUCUGCUUAUUCAGCAGUAUUUGGAAGCCUUAAUGGCUCUCACUACCAUGGCCUCACUAAGAGACCAUAGCACACCUGAGACACUCAGCAUAAUGGAUGAUAUCAUCACUUCACCCGGCAAGGAUAAGAGUGGCCGUGGCCACAUGCUUGUCAUCAGGAUUCCCUCAGUGCAGCUGGCAAUGCUGGCCAAAGAGAGGCUGCAAGAAGCACGAGAUAAACUAGGUCUGCAGUAUCGUUUUGAGAUCAUCCUGGGGAAUCCGGCUUCAGAACUUAUUGUUGCCAAGCACUUUGUGAAACGGUUAAAGGCAUGGAGAGGGAAUGACCGGGAGGAUUGGUUUCCUCAUACUUACCAGGAUUUAGAAGGCCUGCCUUGUAUUGUUGUUUUAACUGGCAAGGACCCACUUGGUGAAACUUUUCCCAGGUCCUUGAAAUAUUGUGAUCUUCGACUGAUUGACUCAAGCUAUUUAACUCGUACUGCCUUAGAGCAAGAAGUGGGCAUGGCAUGCUGCUAUGUAUCAAAGGAUGCAAUCCGAGGGCCCAUUGUGGCUCUAGACCUUAGUGAGAAAGAUCAGGAGAAGGCAUGCAUUAUUGAGAAUGAUGCUGAUGAGCUGUUAAUUGACCUGGAGAGACCUCAGAGUAACAGCAGUGCUGUGACUGGAACUUCAGGUUCUAUAGCUGAAAAUGGUGUGAGUUCCUCCAGUGCCACAGAGAAGUCUCAGAAGCCACCGGGAUCCCUUAGCUUCCAGAAUGUGGCCAAUAGCUCAGUCGAUGAAGGCUUUACUGCUGGGGAGACCUUGAAGCAAGAAUGUGACUCUCUAGGCAACCAGAUAGCAAGCAGUACUACUUCUAAAUUGUCAACAUCAUCCUUUCCCAUCAGCCAGACAUUCCGGUGGCCUAGCCAGUCUAUGAAAGAGUGCAGGGGCUUGCAUGUGGCCUUACCUCGGGUUGUGAUCUUAUCUAAAGCUGCCUACUGCCUCCUUGGCUCACAGAAAAGUGGGCAGCCGCCUUCUUCCUCUUCUCUCUUGCCUCAUGCGGAUGUGUCUUGGACAAGUUCCCUGAGGCCUUUGCUGCAUAAAGACAUGACCAGUGAAGAGCAAUCUUUGUACUACAGGCAAUGGACUGCAGCUCGACAGCACCAUGCAGACUACAACAAUCAGAGUGAAACUGCCAGUGGGAGGAGCUUUCACCCACGACGGCUACUUUUGACAGGACCUCCACAGGUGGGAAAAACUGGCUCUUAUUUGCAGUUCCUGCGAAUACUUUUUCGCAUGCUGAUCAGGCUACUGGAAGUAGAUGUGUAUGAUGAGGAAGCCAUUAAUACCAAUCAUACCAAGGACAAUGAAAUUGCACAGUCCAGCACUGAUCAGUGGCCUGAUGUUGAAAUCAUCAGUAAAACUCCUUUUGACCUCAGUGUACAUGAUCCAAAGUAUGCCUUCAUGAGCCCUGUGUAUACAGAGCAGUUGCAAGAGCCAAACAAAGAAACCAAAGCUGAGAAAUUCAGAAAACGGAUUACUGUGUCUAUGAUGUUGACUAAAUAUGCAGCUUAUAAUACAUUUCAUCACUGUGAACAAUGCCAUCAGUACAUGGAUAUAAAUCCUUCAGCCCAGGUGUCUGACUCCACGCUGCAUGCAUUUACAUUCUCAUCCUCAAUGUUAGGAGAAGAGAUUCAGCUUCACUUCAUAAUUCCCAAGUCCAAAGAGAGCUAUUUUGUCUUCAGCAAGCAGGGCAAGCAUCUGGAAAGCAUGCGACUUCCUCUUGUAUCUGAUAAGAAUUUGAAUGCAGUAAAAAGUCCUAUUUUCACUCCUUCAAGUGGACGCCAUGAACAUGGGCUCUUGAAUCUGUACCAUGCUAUGGAAGGUGUCAACCAUCUUCAUCUCCUAGUGGUAAAGGAAUAUGAAAUGCCACUUUACCGCAAGUAUUGGCCCAACCACAUCAUGCUGGUUUUACCAGGCAUGUUCAACAAUGCAGGAGUUGGUGCUGCCAGAUUCCUUAUUAAGGAGCUUUCUUACCAUAACUUAGAACUGGAGAGGAAUCGACUAGAAGAGCUAGGGGUCAAGCGUCAGUGUGUCUGGCCUUUCAUUGUUGUUAUGGAUGACACUUGUGUUUUAUGGAACAGCCAUAGUAUCCAAGAACAAUCCAGUCAUUCCACAGAUCAAGGAACAACCAGUAAAAAUGUGUCUCUGAAGAGUGUUCUGCAGCAUAUUGAAGCUACACCAAAAAUUGUCCAUUAUGCAAUACUAGGCAUUCAGAAGUGGAACAGCAAACUGAAUUCCAGGUCACCAAAAGCUCCCUUCUCCAGGUGCCACAUCCAUGACUUCAUUCUACUCAAUGUAGACCUGACUCAAAAUGUACAAUAUGAUCUAAACAGGUAUUUCUGUGAAGAUGUAGACUUUAAUCUGAGAACAAACAGCAGCGGCCUGCUCAUUUGUUGCUUUAACAACUUCAGUCUCAUGAAGAAACACAUCCAGGUUGGAGGGCAAAAGGACUUUGCUAUUAAGCCUAAAAUAAUGGUGUCAGAGAGCUUGACUCCAAUAAUGCCUCUUCAAUAUGUCUGUGCUCCAGACAGUGAGCACACACUCUUGGCAGCUCCUGCUCAGUUCCUCUUAGAGAAGUUCCUUCAACAUGCCACUUAUAAGCUUUUCCCAAAGGCGAUCCAUAACUUCAAGAAUCCUGUCCUUGUCAUUGACUGCUAUCUGAACAUUGGUACAGAGGUAGCUCUCUGCUAUAUCAGUUCACGACCACAUUCUGUUAAUGUCAACUGUGAAGGUGUGUUUUUUAGUGGACUUCUCCUAUACCUUUGUGACUCCUUUGUAGGCGCAGACUUUCUUAAGAAGUUCAAAUUCCUGAAAGGUGCAACCCUGUGUGUAAUUUGCCAAGACAGGAGUUCUUUGCGUCAAACAAUAGUCCGUUUAGAGCUGGAAGAUGAAUGGCAGUUUCGUCUUAGAGAUGAAUUUCAAACUGCUAACAGCAGUGAUGAUAAACCACUCUAUUUUCUUACUGGACGCCAUAUAUAAGGAAACAAAAUGGCAGAGGAGGAGAAGAGAGCCUGACAAGUUUUAUUGUGUCGUUUUUCUUCUUUCUUUUAAAGUACAAUCACUGUGGAGCAAAGUGCAACCACUAUUUAUCUUCAGUACUCUUAAGGAUUUUCAAAAAUUCUAAUUCCAUCUGUACAUGUUUUUCUGUUCUUUUGUGAUUGAAAGAACAUAGUGAUUCAAGUUAAUUCCUAACGGGGCACUGUUACAGAAGCGAACAUGUCGUUGUGACCCAUGGUGCGGAGGACAUUUUGGCGGAUGAUGCGCUCUCCUCUGGUCUUUGUACUGUGCUAAAUGGAAGGAAAAUAACUUUUGACAUCAAUCAGCUUGUGUUACACAAGAUUCACACUGAGGAUGUGGAAUUAUUUGAAGAUAAUAUGCUGAGGAAUGCUGUCCAUUUCUCUUCAUAUCUGUACUUUUGGUACGGUAUAACUCAGGGGUUUGAAAUGACAGAUAUUUGUGUUAAGAGUAAUCUUUGUUCAUUUUCUGUUCAGUGUUAGCUUAAGAUUUGUAAUUUUAUAUAUAUUGAAACUGUUUUAGCAAAAUUUCCACAGAAGUUUUAAAAAGUUUACUACAUAAGCCUGAACAAAUUAAUGAAUGUAUGGCAGGCAUUGUGCACACAGGCAGGUUUGUUGAAAAACUUUUAUUUCACUCACUUGGUUUUCAGUUAUUGUCCUGAAGCCAGAGAUGCACAUGUUCAGAUAAUUCACCUAUUGGUGGGAAAGGAGGUGUUUAACUUGUUUCCCUCCUCAGUGGGUGAACAGCUUUCCCCCCUUUUGCAACACACAUGAAAUCAUAUUCGAUGACAAACUAGGUCCCAUGCAGAUACCUGAUUGUGUGCAUGGAUCAUCCUUGUUUGCAGACUGAAAAGUAUCUGAUCAGCCAGCUUAAAUAUGCAUGGUCGCCUCAGUGUAUUUAAACUUCACCAAAACUCUUCCAGUCCUUAAUACUAUCAGAGGUUUCUUAAAGUAAGUAAUCAACCUUAAUUUGUUUUACACAACAGAAAUAGUCUGAGCUCUUUUUGCAUUUGGUGCCUUUCAUUUGCAUCAACACUCAUUUCUCAGAGCAGAGAAUGUUGUUUUGAAUUUUCAUUGAGCUGAUCCUUUCCUAUGAGUUAAAAAUGGACUAUAGAAUAAAGAGGCUGAAUCAAAAUCAAGCCCCAAGCUAUGAGUUAAUAAACAUCCUUGAAAAUCAGUUCUGUAUGAAUUGGGACUUACCUCAAGAACUCUUACUUUAUAAAAAUAUUAUAUACAUACCAGAUAAAGCUGGCCAUUUUAAAUACCAGGCUCAAUCCAUUUGAAAGGCACAUCAUGUGUGUGUGGAGGAUACUUUUCUCAUGUUCCACUUACCCCUACCAACAUCUGUUUUAUGGGCAUUCAUAGAGGCAGGACAACAUGGUAUUAUAAAGAAUUGACUGGAGCACAAGUAAAUUGCAUUGUGUGCUGAGGGACACAAUGGGCGUAUGAAAGGCAUGCCUAGAUUUCUCCAUUCCCUGCAGUGCCCUCUUAUGAUGCCUGCACAUGCUUGUGUUAAUGGGGGAGUGGAGAAAAAGGGACUUUAUCGCUCUUAGUUGGAAUCCUUUGCAUGUGAGCCAUAUAUUUAUGUUGUGCUAGGCCAAGGCAUUGAAAUGUAUUUGCAUUAUAGAGAUUCAAGCGGGGAACCUGCCAAGGACUUGUAGGGAGCAUGUCAUUUCUCCCUGUAUGCCCCCCCACUAAUUCCUCUUUCCUUCCCUCCGCAGCCCUCCCCUUUUCCUGCUUGCUUCUUUACUUCCAACCCAUUAGUUAUCUUACUGUUUUCUGCUUCCUCAUCUUCAGCAUUAUCCCCUUUCCAGCUCUCCCUGGAAAACAGCCUUUGCAUUGAUCUCCAAGCCCAGCCAAGUGGUGUGGGUAGUGAGUUUUUGGUGGUUGCUGGCAGUUCUUGUCCUCAGUGAGUCUUCCUCCAACAGGGGACAUGAUAGAGAAGGGGGGUGGGAUCUUACCUAGGGCAGUUUUGGCCUCCCAGACUAGCAUUGCUUUAUAGAAACCAAAGUUUCGAUGGCUAGACAAUAUUGUUGCCAUUUCCUAACAACUCCCCAAAUCAUUGAGAUUUCAGAAUAGCAAUGGGUGUUGUUUCUAUUAUUUGGGAGAAUUUUAACUCCCCAAUUUUUUUUAAUAUCAGAAUUUCUACAAACCUGCAGCUUUUCUUAGGUUUGUAGCAAAAUCCCAUUCAUUUUGUAGAUUUUUGGUCCACACAGAAUUUAACAGUUUUAAUAUAACUUAUCUUAAACAAGCCACUGAAUGAUUGCAGAAUGAACUUCUUUGCACCAAAAAAGGCCCUGUAAUACUCCGCCCCCCUCCCCUUUUGCAUCAGUAUUUGGUGCAAAAUAUGCUGAAUUGAAAAUAAUUAAUUACUAUCAGGUCUUCAUACUGCAGUUGAUAUUUAGAUAGUAUUCAUUUGCUUUCCACCCCCACUAUUAAUCAGAUCUUUCCAGCUCCUCUCGCGCUUAUCCUAUUCUUUAUUAAUAGUUCUUCCUUACACCACAUACAUACACAUGCUAUUUUUUUUCCUUCUUCAAAUAUUUAAGGCAGGCAAGUGGUUUCAUGAGAUUGUGAAAGUAGUUAUUCAUUCAGUGCAUUGCAUUUAUUAUGAUCUAUACAGAAAUUGUAUACCUGCAAUUUAAGAAGCACCUGCCAAAACGGCAUUUUGAACAAAGUGUUAAUCAUGCAACUUUUUUACUUUGUGAAAGAGCUGUUUACAAAUAAUGAAAAACGUAAUAUAUUGAUUGAAGUUGAAAAGGAAAAUAAUGGUUUUCAUACCUGUUGUUUUUAUUAUAGCUGCAAUGCUGUAAAUGUAGCGUAUUUCAAAUGAACAAUUGUUUAUUCUAGUGUAGGUUAUUUGGUUGGGUUUGUACCCCACAGAGUUUGCCUUAUACUUUAAAGAAUACCUUAAUUUUUAUUUAGUAGAAGCUUAUGUAAGAGGUACAAUUAGGAGUGAUAAGGCCUGCAUGUUCACUGUGCAGUCUACAAGAUGCAUGAUGAAUACUGGUAUUCUAGGGAUAACUAGUUUUUUUGUAAUUAUGUUGGCCGAACUUAAUACCUGAAUAACAUGAUUUUAAUCUGUGAAAGUUUCCAAAGAGUUGCCAUUUUAUUGCAGAUAAAAAGUUUUCAAAAUCUUUGUAUAUUUGAUGUUUGCACUAAAGUUCUUAAAAUUUCAGGUGCUGAGACUUAGAGAUCCUUGGCAAAAAGGUCCAAAAAUAGUGACAGGCAGAGUGUACUAAACUAAGGUCUUUUUCACACAAUCAAGGGCUUGGGGAAUUAGCAGACAGUUUGCACAUCUUCCCUCAAGUGAACGCUUUUGAAUCAGUUUUUGAGCAAGAAAAAUGUAAUACAUCUCUUAAGUUAUGCAUUUUUACUCUGUAUAAACAUGUGGUUGCAGGUACAUCACAAAUAUUAGUGUAAGCUGUGAUUUUUUUCAGAAAGACAGCUGCACAUUUCCUUCUCUCAAUCCUUAGCCCCUAUUUGAUGGACCAUUUUGUGAACAUGUUCAUGCCCCUGCAGAAUGCCCCAGGCUCAACUGCUGACAGUUGUAGUUGAAGGACUUUGAGUAGCAGCUGUUGGGAAACUCCUUUUCUUAAAUCCUGGAAACUACUACCAGUUACACUAGACAGCACGGAGAAAGACAGACCAAUAAUGUAUUUAUUUUCUUCAUUUAUACCCCACCUUUCUCCCUAAUGGGGACCUAGAAUAGUUUACAUCAUUUGCCUUGCCUCUAUUUUAUAUGCACAACAGCCCUGUACGGUAGGUUAGGCUUAAGUACGUGUAACAGCGCUUCGUCACCCAGCAAGCUUCCAUGGCAAAGUGCAAUUUGAACUUGGAAUUCCCAGAUCCUAGUUUGAUAUUCUAACUACCACACCAUAGCUUCAGGUGUUCUUACUUACUUUUCAUUUAAAAAUGGAACAUACGUUUUCAGUAUAGCUAUUUAAGCACAGAAGCUCCAGUACUUAAGUUUUAUAUGAUUGUGUGAAAAUGCCUUAAGUACACCUGCCUUCAAACAAAAACAAUUCAAAACAUUUAUCACUGCGUGAUAUGAGAUCAGAGGACAGAAUAUGAUACUACUAAAUGGUAUCUUUUUAUUAUUUUGGUUACAGGUCUUGCAAGCAAGUUAAUGAUAUGACUGUAUUAAACAGGCCAGCAUCAUUUUACCUGUAGACUAGUUCUUGAAGAGGUCACAGGUUACUUUUGAAUGUAAUCUAUAACUAGAAUAAAAUCAUGCAUAUGUUUGUAACUUAUGUUGUUACUUUUUGUGACCUCUGAAAAAGAGGUUAAAUGUUGCUUUCUUAGGGCUGCUUCACACUUCAUUGUCUUCUUACACACACAAUCGUUCUGCCCAGGAAAGGCAUGCAAACGGUGUAUGUCACUAAUGUUAUCACACAGGAACCUAGAACAGCAGGAUUUUGAGUCCAGUGGCACCUUAGAAACCACAAGAUUUUCAGGCGCCUACUUUGUUAAAGGCACGGCUGCAGUUUUCCUGAGGACGUAUCCAUAUCAAAACAAAUGCACGUGCAGCCUUCCUGUAUGAAGCAUUUUUCCUUGCAGGGAGAUGAUGUCUAUGUAGGAAGUUCAUCAGGUUUUAAGCAGUCCUUAAUGUAAAAAUUCUCUUAACCAAAACUUGGUGAAUUUAUCUUCACUAGUCAGUCUACCUCACAUUUUAUUGUUUGUAACUGUGGCUAUAGUAUGUUUAUAAUGUUCUUUCAUUAAAUUCUGUGAAUGUUAUCA
Eublepharis macularius is the source of this 10722-nucleotide messenger RNA. RefSeq names its product GREB1 like retinoic acid receptor coactivator (gene GREB1L). Bases 299 to 5950 code for a protein of 1883 amino acids. NCBI's taxonomy places the organism in Eukaryota, Metazoa, Chordata, Lepidosauria, Squamata, Eublepharidae. Gene Ontology annotation, biological process: kidney development; multicellular organism development. The record is from RefSeq and is a predicted model, not a curated record. The transcript has 33 exons.